AUGAAGCUCAAGCGGUCCGCGACCGCGGCGAAUGGGAAGCCGAGUAAGAAGCAAAAAGUCGAGCCAAUAAAGAAAACAAAAGCUAAAGGCAAGGAGCGGGCCUUUGAACGACCGACGAUUCCUAUCCCCGAGGCGGAGAGCGACGAUGGAAAUCAGAGCCUAGAAGAAGAAGAAGAGGGACUUGAAUACUUUCACCAAGGGGGAAAUAUACAAUUCCUUGCCUCGUUGGACAAGAAAGCCAUUGCGAGGAGUAAGAAAGAGACACAGCGACUGCAUAAGCUCAACAAACCUGUGCGGGAUUCAAGACCUGCGGAUGAUGAUUUACCUAGUAUAGCUUCACAUAGCGACGAUGGCGAAGAAUGGAGUUCACUAGACUCAGACGGACUCUCAGACGAAGACACACACUCAGAUGAGGAUCUCGAUUCGGAUAAGGGCCUUCCAGAUCAAUUCGACUCGGACGAAGAGCUCCCAUACGAAAAAGCAGGCCGUCCUCGCCCCCCUUCACCGAAACGACAGGCCGAACGUCUACCUAUCAAACUUGGAGAUGGGAGGAUUCAAAGUACGGGUGCUCGAGAAGUCCAAUCCGAUUCAGAAGACCAAGGAAAGAGUGAGGAAGACGAGAGUAUUGUCGUUUCAGAGACAAAACCACCAGCAAUCGAGGAUGUUGCGACAGGCGCACGGUUUGGUCGGCCAGCAGUAAGAGACGUAAUUAACCAGAAAUCAAAAAAGGCCCGCCUUGAAGCAGCUAAAGAGCAGUUGGCUAGUAUAUGCCAGGAAAUCAUUGCCGAUCCUGAGAAUAGUCUGGGUCUACUUCGCCGCCUACAUACCUUUGCUCUUCCCAAUAUUCCUGGAGGAACUGGCCAAAAUGGCGAGCAGCUACAUCCAACUCCUAACGAUCCUCGAAUCCGUACCCUGGCCUUACUCUCGCAACUGGCGGUAUUCAAAGACAUUGUCCCAGGUUAUCGAAUUCGUGCUCUUACCGAGCAUGAGAAAGCGGAAAAGGUUUCCCAGGCUGUUCAAAGGACCCGGGAUUGGGAACAAGGUCUUGUUGGCUUAUAUCAGAAUUACUUGAAGCUCCUGGAAGCUGAAGUUAAAGCUAAAUCUGAGCUCGACCAAGUAUCCCUCAAGUGUAUGUGUACUCUUUUGACUAGUAUUACACACUUCAACUUCAACUCCAACAUCAUGGCAACAAUUGUGGCGAGACUGAGUAAACGUUCCUGGGACGAAAGCUCGGACUUGUGCUCGAACUCUCUAAUAACCAUGAUACGCUCAGAUUCAACUGGUGGCCCGUCCCUCGAAGCUGUUCGACUCCUGAACCGAAUGAUCAAGGAACGACGUUUUUCAAUUCACCCCAAGGUUCUGAAUUGCCUACUGCACCUGCGUCUCAAAACGGAACUGGGUGUUCGGGCAAAUAGGGAAACAAUUGAUCGGCCACAAGAGAAGAAAGAAAAAGUCAGGAAAUUGCGAAAGGGGAAGAAAGCCAAUGUCAAAGAGGGCCAAGUUUACUUGAGCAAAAAGGCAAAAAAGGCGCUAAAGGCGAACAAGGAGAUUGAGAACGAGAUGGCAGAGGCUGCAGCAGAAGUUGAUAAGGAGGAGCGUGCUCAGCAGCAAACUGAAACCCUCAAGCUUUUGUUCGUGCUGUAUUUCCGGAUUCUCAAGUACCCCAAACCUACACCCCUACUUCCAGCUGCUUUGGAAGGCAUUUCUCGAUAUGCGCACAUGGUCAACGUAGACUUCUUCAAAGAUUUGUUACAGGUUCUGAAGGAGCUUAUAGAGAGGGGGAGCUUUCACGAGGAGGAAGAGGAAGAGGAGGCUGGCCAUAGUCAAGUCCAAGGCUCGGAGGUCUUGCGCCAACGGCUCCUGUGUAUAUCUACUGCUUUCGAAUUGCUUGGUGGCCAAGGAGAAGCACUAAACAUUGACUUGGGCGAUUUCGUUCAAUAUUUGUAUAGUCUCAUUCCCCCACUCUCACUUUCACCCGAUAUCGAGUCAUCCUCUCAAAGGUCUACCGGAAAAUCAAUCCACCUUGCCAACUCUGCAGACCUCCUCUUCCGCGCACUUGAUAAAGUAUUUGCUCCCCGUACAGCAUCAACGGCCCAUCCUCCUUGGCGUGUCGCAGCAUUCGCCAAACGCCUACUCACCGCGUCAACCCAUUUCCCACCUGCGACCUCUGUUCGUGCACUGGAAUUUGUUCACGCUCUGAUUGUGAAAUACCCACAGUUAGAUGCUUUGUUGGGCAGCGAUGAUCGUGCAGCGAACGGGGUAUAUAGGCCUGAUGUAGACGAUCCGCAAUUAGCGAAUGCUUUUGCGAGCUCGGCAUGGGAGGUUCAGUUGCUAUCUGCUCACUGGGAGGAGCGGACACGUACAGCAGCGCUCAAAAUUGCGAAUUUCAGCAGGACAUAG
Molecule: messenger RNA, 2400 nt
Organism: Rhizoctonia solani
Lineage: Eukaryota; Fungi; Basidiomycota; Agaricomycetes; Cantharellales; Ceratobasidiaceae
Product: nucleolar complex-associated protein
Exons: 8
Coding region: 1-2400 (799 amino acids)
Biological process (GO): DNA replication initiation
Cellular component (GO): nucleolus
Molecular function (GO): chromatin binding
Source: RefSeq, a predicted model, not a curated record